AUGCUGGAUUUCAGGCACCGGAUACCCACCCAGGUCUUGGUUGAGAAUAUUGUUGCCUCUCUUCCAGUCCUCGUCAGCGAUCUCGGUGAUGCUGCUGUAGUCGGGCUUGCCGAAGACGGUGGCAGAGCAUAUCUAAUCACAGAUCAAGUGAAUGUUGUUAUCGGUAGUGAAGGCGGCGAUGCUUCUCAAGGUGUCCCCGUCGAGAAUCAUUCCCAGUGGGUUCGAUGGGUUGGUCAAUAA
This is a messenger RNA of Linum trigynum, 240 nucleotides long. NCBI's taxonomy places the organism in Eukaryota, Viridiplantae, Streptophyta, Magnoliopsida, Malpighiales, Linaceae. The record is from the annotation of a GenBank genome assembly.